Messenger RNA from Linum tenue, 3571 nucleotides. The record is from the annotation of a GenBank genome assembly. Lineage: Eukaryota; Viridiplantae; Streptophyta; Magnoliopsida; Malpighiales; Linaceae.
UCUUCCUUCCUUCCACCUGGAAAUAGUCCGCCCCUUCUCGUUUGAAUCCCUCCCUCUUCUCUCUUGCAGACCGUUUAAAUUCCUCUCUCUACUCUCUCUCUCUAGGAAAAAAGGGGAAAAGCGCCCUUCAAAGCAAACUCAAUGAGAAAGCAGAGAAUCAUCAAAGUAUUCAUAAAUCCUCAUUUCUUCAAACCAGUGCCGUUUCCCCCAGAUUUGGAUUUCCUACUCUACUCGGAUCUGUGCAAAUGCGCCGGCGCCGUUGCAACUCCUUCGCGCAUUGAAGAGCUCAGUUCGGUGAGUGAGUUUGGUUUGGGAGCUGUAUGAUGUCGUGGAGAAUAAACAGCAGAGAAAACGAUCAUAGAGUUGGGAUUGAGGUAUGCAGCUUUAUUCUUCUAACAAAGAACUAUGGGCAGUGAGAAGUCAGCGUCUGCUCCCUCGGAUGGGGUGAAUGAUAGUGUUCAGAAAAUCCGGCCACUCCAUGGGAGAACGAGUGGCCCUACUCGGCGUUCAACAAAGGGACAAUGGACAGCUGAAGAGGAUGAGAUUUUAUCCCAGGCUGUUCAGCGAUUCAAGGGAAAGAACUGGAAAAAAAUUGCGGAGUGUUUCAAGGACCGAACUGAUGUACAAUGCCUGCACAGGUGGCAGAAAGUCUUAAAUCCUGAACUUGUGAAAGGACCUUGGUCAAAGGAGGAAGAUGAAACCAUUGUUGAACUGGUCAAUAAAUACGGACCUAAAAAGUGGUCUACAAUUGCCCAACAUUUACCAGGGCGUAUCGGCAAGCAAUGUAGAGAAAGGUGGCAUAAUCAUCUUAACCCAUCAAUUAACAGACAGGCUUGGACUCAGGAUGAGGAGUUGGCAUUGGUUCGUGCUCAUCAAAUUUAUGGCAACAGAUGGGCAGAGCUCUCUAAAUUCUUGCCUGGAAGGACGGAUAAUGCUAUAAAGAACCAUUGGAAUAGUUCUGUGAAGAAGAAGUUGGAUUCUUACUUGGCAUCUGGUCUACUAGAACAGUUUCAAGGCCAUCCACUAGUCAUGCAUCAAAAUCAACCCACAACUUCAUCUUCUUCCAGGUUGCAAAAUAGUGGGGAUGAUAACGACAGCAGUCGAAAGUGUGUCACAGAAGCAGAGGAAAUAUCAGAGUGCAGUCAGGAGUCAACAAUCAUGGCCUGUUCUCAGUCAGCUAACGGUUUGGGCGAUAAUUCUAUUAUCCGUACAGGAGAAGAAUUCCAUUUAGCACAAGAAUCUGGCAUGGAAAAUGAAAGAUACCCCUAUACUGCUGUCCAUUGUUCCGAGGAGUAUUACACGUCUCUUGGAAAUGUCCAGUUUUCCAUUCCUGAAGUACCCUGUGAAGCAGAUGGAUCCUCCACCGGCUUUCUCCAUCAGAAUUACGCUCAUAUGGCUGCAGUUGAUAAUCCAGCAAGUAGUGAUUACCAAUUCAACUUGGAGGCGCUUUCCAACUUGCAUCAUCCACUGGAAUUUGGACAAGGUGGCUUUUCAGGCAUGCCAAAUCAUUGUAGUAUCGGUGCUCAUGAAACCCAGGAAAUGGGAUUCACUGCUCCUAUUCCUUUGGAAGAUAUGGCAACAUGUUCAUCCACACCUGGACAACAAAUUCUCAUACCUGACGACGAAUGUUGCAAGAUCUUGUUCCCAGAGGCAACAACCAGUGGAGACAUCGCUCCUCAAAAUCAUCAUAGAGAAGACUCGUCGAAUAUGGUUGACUUACGUGGAUCAUCAAUCAACCAGAGACCUGAUAAGGUGCUUAUUCCACCUAAUGAUGAAGAUCUCAUAGCAAGUGUUAUGCACUCCUGUGAUGGUGGUGGUGGGAAUAUGAUGCAAGCAGAAUCAUAUUUGGAAGAAGCUUCAGAUUUGCAGAAGAUGAAUGAUGGUGGAGUAGAUCAGCAACAAGGCGAUGAUACAGGAUCUUUAUGCUACGAGCCUCCACGGUUCCCAAGCUUGGAUCUUCCAUUCCUAAGUUGUGAUCUCGUGCAACCUGAUAGUGAUCUUCAGCAAGAGUACAGUCCACUUGGUAUCCGCCAAUUCAUGUUAUCUUCAGCAAACUGCAUCAGUCCAUUUCGGCUGUGGGAUUCUCCAACGAGAAGUACUAGUACCACCAGUCCCGAUGCAGUUCUCAAGAGUGCUGCCAAGACUUUCAUGGGCACACCUUCCAUUUUGAAGAAGAGGACCCGGGAUUUACUGUCGCCUUUGUCAGAAAGAAGAGACGAAAAAAAGCUUGUGAUUGACAUGACUUCCAGUUUGACUAGAGAGUUUCAACGCCUGGAUGUAGUGUACGAGGAUAUCAAGUCUGGCAACAGACCGUAUUUGAUGUCUCCAUUAUCCAAAGUUAACCAAAAAUCUUGUAUUGAAGAUAAGGAAAAUGUGGACCCUGCUCUUCCAUCGGAUAAAGGAGAAGAAGAGAAGGGAAGAGAUUGUUCUACUAUCUCAGAGGAUGGUGAUACUAAGGCGACAGAUAAUCAUCCCAGUUUUAGUAAUCCCCGAACUGUGAGUUCAGUUUUCUGUUAUUACUGAUUGCAACAGCAUUCUGAAUUACUUAUUGGCGAAGAAAGCUUGAGUGAUCUCUUACUAUUUUCACCGGAUGCUCGAACUCCAAGGAAUUUGCAUCGAAGAAUCUUGGCUACUUUAUCAGAGAAGGUUGUGACAGCUGGAUCGUCAUCACCUACUGUGAACAAGAAGAAUGAAGGUCAAUCGUCGGUUGCUGUUACUGCAACGAAACCCGUGCCCUCAUUAUCAGCACCUGCAGAAAAUACAGUUGCUACCUCUAGUACUACUACCGCCACUGGGAAUGACCUCUUUGGUGGAACUCCUUUCAGGAGAAGCAUUGAAUCUCCCUCGGCAUGGAAAUCUCCAUGGUUCAUGAACUCCUUCCUCCCCGGUCCAAGGGUCGACACAGAAAUUUCAGUUGAGGACAUGGGAUAUCUUCUGAGCCCGGGGGACAGAAGCUAUGAUGCCAUUACACUUUUGAAGCAGUUCAGCGAGCAAACUGCUGCUGCUUGUGCUGAUGCGUUGGAAGUUCUUGGGGAUGAAACCCCUGAAACCAUAUCCAAAGGAAGGCGGUGCCAGAAGAACACCGUCUCGGACCAAGAAAACAACGAUGGAGAUCGCGACAUUAGUGGCUCCGUUUUGGCCAAUAUCUCUAAGGAAGGCCGAGUUUUGGACUUCAGCGAAUGCGGGACGCCUGAGAAAGGUAAGGAGAAAGGGAAAUUUUCUUCUACUACAGGUGCAACGAGCAGCUUGUCGAGUCCUUCCACUUCUUCCCACCUGUUGAAGAAUUUCAGAUAGCAGAGGAAGAAAGCCAAGAAGGGAAGGAAAAGAGAAGAAGGAAAACAGUUUUAGGCUGUGGGAAAUUCUAUUGUUUAUAGUAACACCAAAAUAUAGAUGUAUGUAUGCAUUUUGUCAGGAAUCCGGUUUUCGUUAAGAACCUUCAAUCUAGUAUGAACUCAUUCAAUGUUGUUCAUCGCAGUCUCUCCCAUCAGGUUCAAAAGAAAAGAGAAACAGAGUAUUUUUCCUUUUCAUUGUGUCUCGUCCAUUUACCUCGGUCUGUUUGGAAUUAGUUUCG